Rotaria socialis is the source of this 633-nucleotide messenger RNA. NCBI's taxonomy places the organism in Eukaryota, Metazoa, Rotifera, Eurotatoria, Philodinida, Philodinidae. The record is from the annotation of a GenBank genome assembly.
AUGAAUAAACCCAAACAAAGACAAUUGAUAAUAACUAUGGAAAAUUUAAUUAUAAAAUGUUUAAAGAAACGUGAAAAAUGUUUUGAAUCCAAUUCUUGUCCUGAAUGGUUAUUAACAAUACUUCCAACACGAAUAAAAUCUCUUGAUACAAUCAUUGAUAAUGAACGUGAACGCGAAGAAAAAAACAAAGAUACUAUUGAUUUUAGUCCAUAUAAAUUAAUAAAAUCAAUUAAUUUAUUAAAUGAUAAUAAAUCAGCAAAUAUUUUGAAUAAAAAUGAAGUUAGAAGCAACAUUGAAUAUCCAAAUGAUAUGUCAUUUGAAAAUGAUUUAUUCGAAAAUUAUUCUCAAUUAGUUUCGACACCAUCAAAGCAACAAUUUAUUUAUUUAUUUCAUAAAUUAAAAGAAUUUAAAAGAGAAAAAACAAAAAAAACUUUAUUAAAUGAAAAGAAAAAAUUCAAAUGUAAAGAAGACAAUUGUUUUAAUCAUUCAAUAGUUUUAACAGAUUUUUGUAAAAGUCAUUUAAUAGAAAAUGAUUCAAAACAAAUAUUAUUUAUUAAGUGUAAUCUUUGCCAACAAAUAUCUAUUAAAAAUGAUAAGAAUAAUAUUCUUCAUUUUUGUUCUUAUAUUAAAUAA